Molecule: messenger RNA, 570 nt
Organism: Vicia villosa (hairy vetch)
Lineage: Eukaryota; Viridiplantae; Streptophyta; Magnoliopsida; Fabales; Fabaceae
Product: 1-aminocyclopropane-1-carboxylate oxidase homolog 12-like
Exons: 2
Coding region: 1-570 (189 amino acids)
Source: RefSeq, a predicted model, not a curated record
AUGGAAAUCUCUAAAACCAGUGAAAUUUCAGUGGCAACAAAACCUGACUAUGAUAGAGUAAGCGAGCUGAAAGCUUUUGAUGAAACAAAAGAGGGUGUUAAAAGACUUGUUGAUGCUUCUAUCACAAGCAUCCCUCGCAUGUUCCAUCACGAAAUUGAUAAAGAUUCAGCUUCAUCUUCAUCUUCAAGUAGCACCACCAAACUUGUUGUUCCUUCUCUAAUAACAAAUGACAGAUUCAAAAGUGUUGAGCAUAGAGUAUUGGCAAACCGUGUAGGUCCAAGAGUAUCAAUUGCAAGCUUUUUUAGCACAAGUUUUCAACCAUCAACAAAACUUUAUGGUCCUAUAAAGGAAUUAGUAUCAGAAGAGAAUCCUCCAAAGUAUAAGGAAAUUACAGUUCAUGAUUACGUUGUCUUCUUCAUGGCAAGAGGCCUUGAUGGAACUUCUGCUUUGCCAUAUUUCACAAUUAGUUUUCUAUUUUGGCAACAUGUUAUAGAAUACUACAGUAUGUGUAUGUUGGUUUUACUGGUUCUUCACCGCUGCCGUGCGUUCAAGAGAAGCUUGACAGUGUAG